UAUAGGUUGCCCUCGAGAACCUCGUGGGUUCACUCCUCUAUGUAUUUUGCCAAGCAGUAUACUUACACUUACAUCCAUUCAUUACCCUAGGCUAGCUUAUCUCUCUCUAUAUAUAUACACAAAAUCUCAUCUCCUAACAUCUCAACUCAAUCUCUACCUAGCUAUUAUCCCUCCUCUAUAGAAAACAUAUUGAAAGGAAGAAAGAAAGCAAGAAAAUGAAAGACCAGAAGAAUAAUACUGUAGUCUCGUCGAGCUCACCGUCCUCGUCCACCACCACAACAACAGCUAGAACAAACAAUCCACAACCCAUCAGUAACCUUGUAGUAAGAGCAGGAACGAUAAGGAAGAAUAACGAUAGGAAUGGCCUUCAACAAAUCCUUCAGAAUAAUCUUUUUCUUCAACGUCGAAUUAAAGAAUACAUUCUUUUCUCCAAGCUCAAAUCUAUGGUGCCUCCUCCUCAAGCCUUUCAAGAAAAGAUAUCAGGAAGGCAUGAAGAAGCAACAGAACUGGAUAUGGAGCUUCGUGAGAUCCCAUCAGCUGAGAGGGAUUCUGAUGAAGAAACAAAGACUGAUGAUGAUGAUGAAGAUGAUUUAGGAAAUACUUCAAUUGACUACGACAGUGAUUACGAGAAAGAUGGAGAUGAAGUUAAAUCAUUUGUGCCAUCGAUCAAGAUAAGUAAAAUAGAAGACUUGAUACUUAUCAAUACUACCGUUCUCAAGAAGGUUGCAUUAACUUCAUUUCUAUUCAGAAUUCUUGAAGAAGAAAACCUCGAUAUAGUGUUUGAGAAUCAAUAUAGAACUGAAUCAGUAGUUGCUCAUACUAUUCAAGUAAGGGUUCAACCAGAAUACAACAUUCAAGUAUUGGAGAACAGGCUCCGGAUGUGGGCAGGAGGAUUAUUAUGAGCUUAUGGAUAAACUUUUCGCCAUCAGCCCAUCACGUGUAAAUGGACCUUCAAUCCAUAAUUCAAUUGGUUCGUUAGUAGAUUAGUUUAUUACUUAAAUUAGGUAGUUGUUUUCGUUUGGUGUUGCCAGUUGUUUAUAAAUUGCUUGCAUUAUAAAACCUCGAUAUAGUGUUUGAGAAUCAAUAUAGAACUGAAUCCAAAGUUGCUCAUACUAUUCAAGUAAGAAUUCAACCAGAAUACAACAUUCAAGUAUUGGAGAACAGACUCCGGAUUUGGGCAGGGGGAUUAUUAUGAACUCAAAGAUCAACCAUUCACCAUCAUGUGUAAAUGGCCUUCCAAUACAUAAUUGCUAAAAUUCAAUUGGUUCGUUAA
Molecule: messenger RNA, 1273 nt
Organism: Papaver somniferum (opium poppy)
Lineage: Eukaryota; Viridiplantae; Streptophyta; Magnoliopsida; Ranunculales; Papaveraceae
Exons: 2
Coding region: 216-902 (228 amino acids)
Source: RefSeq, a predicted model, not a curated record